AUAUUCUCUUUGGUGGUGCUUCUUAUGGUGUGCUCCUCGAAAUCCCAUGAUUCCUUUGACAACCAGAACUUAUUGAUGGAUCCUGGUGUUCUGUUGCAAAAACUCUUUUCCAAGUAUGAAAGAAACGGGAGUAUUUGUGCCCAUGGCCUAGAUAAGCUUAUUCGAAAUAUGAGGCAUCCGGAGAAACAGUGCUUCGCAGUCAAAGAUAUGCUAAAUGGAACCCUUAAUGAGGGUACAUUUAAGGAGAUUUUGCCGGUACUUAUUUACGAUCUUGUUGAGAACAACUGUUCAUUGGUAUUGGAUGACCACCAUGAUCACGAUCGUCAUGAUGAUUUGGUACCUGGCCAGGAUUGGAAGGUUUGGGGUGCCAGUAUCGGUGCUGUUGUCGUGAUAAAUAUGUCUGGUCUGGUUGUCGUCGUACUUAUCCCGUUGAUGUCGAGGAAAAUAUUCAAUGUUGCUAGUCAGUUUCUUAUCGCAUUAUCUGUCGGUUCUCUGAUUGGAGAUGCGUUUUUGCAUUUGAUCCCUCAUGCUCUUUUGUCGGACGGAACAGAGAGCCAUGGCCAUUCACACGGUACCCAUGAUGGGGACGAUAAUCAGCAUGAUGCCCUUGUAUGGAAAUCAAUGAUUGUCAUUUUGGGAAUCUACGCCUUCUUUUUAACGGAGCGCCUUACAAUUAUUUAUCAGAACAGCGCUUUUACGCGUAAACUGAAACGCAAGCAGAAAGUAGCCUCAAAACCUCCUACGGCACCUGAAGAGAUGUCCGGUCCAGUAGUCAACGGUGGCGCUUCCUUGACAAACCAAUCAUCCGGCAGUACACCACCCACCCCACACACCCCAAGCACUCAGCUUUUUGUUAAUUUGAAUCAGUGCCCUUCGAGUCAAGCUCCUCGUGCUAAUAUCGUCGGUGACAUUGAUGCCUCUUGUGGUAUGACUGAAACAUCUGCUUCCAGACACCUUUGCAACCACCCAUCUUCUAGGCCUCUCCAUGACGUCCGAUGUUCCGAAUUUCUCGUCGACGAAAAAGGUACUAUUGCCAACGGUUUACAAGGGCUUGCGGAGAUCAGCAGAACAGAACUACUGCUUUCUCAACAGGCGCAUCAACCCAAUAUGGGUGUCAAUAAUACUGCUGUUGCCUUGGCUCUUGGCGAGGGUUCAGGUGAUCCCUUGACGAAACAAACCAAAACUGACAGUGAUGAUGAUUUGGGGAAGACACAGUCGCUAGACAUGAGCUGUCAUGAGGAUGGUCACGCGCAUCAUGAGCACGGCCAUCAUCAUCACCACCAUCAUCCUCAUGGGCACGGGCACCAUUACAGGAAGCCUCAUGGGCACCACCACGGCCACAGCCAUGAUCUGAGCUCGGUGAAGGCCAUCGCGUGGACUCUCCUCGUCGGUGAUGGACUACACAAGCUAUGCGACGGCAUUGCCAUCGGCGCCUCCUUUGAGGAGAGCCUCCAAGGCGGUCUUUCUACUUCGCUGGCCGUCCUCUGCCACGAACUACCUCACGAGCUCGGGGACUUUGCGAUUCUCCUGCACGCAGGCAUGUCGGUGAAAGCAGCCUUGUUCUACAGCACUCUCUCGAGCAUCUUCUGCGCCGCUGGCAUGGUGCUUGGUGUCCUCCUUGGCUCCAUGCCCUCAGUGAAUCGCUGGCUUUUUCUAAUCACUGGUGGCAUGUUUGUCUACCUAGCACUUGUCGACAUGAUGCCGGAAUUGGCAACUACUCGCAUGAGCGGUCACCUUCACUGUCACACGCCCAGUGUCUUGUUCUUUUGGCAAAAUGUUGGACUUAUCAUUGGUGUUGCCACCAUGCUAGUCAUAGCUAAGUUUGAAGGAGUUAUGUGA
Messenger RNA from Hydatigera taeniaeformis, 1839 nucleotides. Lineage: Eukaryota; Metazoa; Platyhelminthes; Cestoda; Cyclophyllidea; Taeniidae. The record is from the annotation of a GenBank genome assembly.